CCCCUGACCUUUGACCCCGCUCCUGGUCGGGCGCGGGCCUACGACCCCCGCCAUGGAGGCGGCCCCGGUCCCGGCGGGGAAGCGGAGGCGGUUCACGGUGCGGCAGGAGGGUCCCGCCGACCCCUCGGUCCCGUCGCUUUUCAAACCCUCUGGGCCCCCCCCCCGGCUCCCCCCGCCGAGUACGUGGUACAGCAGUCGGUCCCCACGGCCUGUCCCGGAACCACCGAACCGGUCCCGGUUCCCGUUAGCACGACUGGGGCUCCCCCCCGACCCCCUCAGCCCCCCGAACCUGGCGGUGGUGGUCCCCCGGGGGGAGCUGUACCGGGAGGGGGGGGGGGCAGCGCCGGGGACGUCCCCCCCCUGCCCGUGCUCAAACCGGGAGCCAAGAGCAGCAGCAUCAUCGUCAGCCCGCGGCAGCGGGGCAACCCGGUCCUGAAGUUCAUCCGCAACGUCCCUUGGGAGUUCGGCGACGUCGUCCCUGACUACGUGCUGGGCCAGAGCACCUGCGCCCUCUUCCUGAGCCUGCGGUACCACCACCUCAACCCUGGCUACAUCCAUGACCGCUUGCGGCACCUGGGCAGGAGCUACGGGCUGCAGCUGCUGCUGCUCCAAGUCGACGUGAAGGACCCACACCAGGCACUGAAGGAGCUGGCGAAGAUCUGCAUCCUGGCCGACUGCACCCUCCUGGUAGCCUGGAGCCCCGAGGAGGCCGGCAGGUACCUGGAGACCUACAAGGCCUACGAGCAGAAGCCACCCGACUUGCUGAAGGAGCGUGUGGAGCAGGAUUUCCUCUCCCGGAUGACCGACUGCCUGACCAGCAUCAAGUCGGUGAACAAGACGGAUGCGCUGAGUCUCCUCACCACCUUUGGGUCGUUGGCAGCCGUGGUGGAUGCCUCCAGGGAAGAUCUGUCCCUCUGCCCCGGUGUCGGACCCCAGAAGGCCAAGCGGCUCUUCGAUGUCCUGCACGAACCCUUCCUCAAGGUCCCCAAAUGAACCACCGCCCCCAGAAUCUUUGGUUUUAUAAUAAAUGGCAUUUAUCGGUGA
Molecule: messenger RNA, 1044 nt
Organism: Aquila chrysaetos chrysaetos
Lineage: Eukaryota; Metazoa; Chordata; Aves; Accipitriformes; Accipitridae
Gene: ERCC1
Product: ERCC excision repair 1, endonuclease non-catalytic subunit
Biological process (GO): meiotic mismatch repair; UV-damage excision repair; mitotic recombination
Cellular component (GO): nucleotide-excision repair factor 1 complex; ERCC4-ERCC1 complex; nucleus
Molecular function (GO): single-stranded DNA binding; damaged DNA binding
Source: RefSeq, a predicted model, not a curated record